UCAUCAAGAAUGAGCAAAGGGCGGAUGUUGCGUAAUCUCCGUAUGUACGGUUUGUUAUUGAUGGCGACAUCAUGUGAACUGUUAGUUUAGUCGAUUUAAUUACAGUGUUUGCAGUGAAUGGUUUUGAAACAUUCCUGUCUGUAGUCGUUCAACAAGGAUAUUAGACACUGACGUCGAAACAGAAAUUUAGCAUCAUGAAGAUGGGCAUCUUCUCCCUCUUGGUCAGAGCAUCUCUCCUUGCUGUGUCCGUUCUUGGGCAAACCCCAGAUGUUGAAGAGCUUGCUGAUAGGAAUGCCGACUUUGCUACCCGGCUGUACAGCAAGAUAGCUAGCUCAAAUGAUGACAAUGUAGCCGUUUCGACCCUUGGGGCUACCUUGGCCUUAGCCACAUUAGCAGCCGGGGCUGGUGGGGCUACUCGCACCGAGCUGCUAGAGGGUAUAGGUGUGGCCUCCAUGGAGAAAGAUGGAGAGCCAGAACGGAUUCAGACCCUACUCAAGCAGCUGAGGGAGACCACUGCUCAAAUCCAGGCCACUGGCCUCUUCAUGAAGCAAGACGUCAAGGCAGAUGACAGCUUUGGCAACCAGGUUAAGCAGUUUUAUAAUGCAGAUGUUCAAAAUGUGAAUUAUGCCAAUGGACAGCAGGCCAAAGGGAGUAUCGAUGAUUACGUAAGAGGCCGAACAGGGGACAAGGUCAAAGAUGUGGUGGAGAAUGUAGAUCCACAAAGCAUGGCGAUGUUAAUUAGUGCGGCUUUCUUCACAGGUCAGUGGCUGCAACCCUUCAACGUUACCUUCACCCAAGAGGAGCGUUUCUAUGUGAACAAAUAUAAGAUUGUACAAGUGCCCAUGAUGCUCCGUACAGGCAAAUACUACCUGGCCUAUGACCCCACGUUAAAGGUUGGCAUUUUGAAACUGCCCUGUGAGGAGGGCAUUGCCAUGCUUGUCCUUCUUCCAGAUGAAGAUGUGGACUACACCUACAUUGAUGAAUCCAUGACUGGUGAAGUGUUUCGCCGAUGGGUUUCAAAGCUGAAAAAGACGAAGUUGGAGAUUCAGUUGCCCAGAUUUUCAUUGAAACAGCCCAAUUCACUAAGUAUGAGUCUGCCCAGCCUGGGCAUUAAAGAGAUCUUCGGGAGUACUGCAGAUCUCUCUGGAAUCAGCAGCGAUGAAGGCCUGAAACUGUCAGAGGUGGUACAGAAGGUCACCGUGGAAGUGGAUGAGACUGGAGGCUCAGUGGCCGAUGCCUCCAGAAAUCUCUUUACGACCCCUCUUCCUCCCAGGCUCACUUUCAACCGACCCUUCAUUUUUGUCAUCUACCAUGAGGCCACAAAAUGCAUCCUUUACAUAGGACGUGUGGUCGACCCAACUAAGAACUAAUUAUGUAUAGAGAAACUACCAACUUACAGUCUUGGUCCUACUCAUAGAUUAACCAGUUGUUUUGCUUGAAUAACCAACUUAGAAUUUAACAUUUAUUUGUGUAAUGUAACAGAAUAGUGUUUUUAAUGUUUUAAAACAAAAAUAUCCGUAUAAUAUAAUAACAAUACAAUGUCUGAUAAGUAAACAACUGAAAAUUUAUAGUUUUUUCUGAAAUGGUCGAUUUAAGAGAUUUAUUGAUGCCGUGAUGGAGUGUUACCCACACAGUGAAAAGUAUCUUGUUUUUUGUUCUUCUGGAGAUUUGUCAGUACCAGCAUAGUAUUCAUAUCAGCACUUUAGCAGGCUGUUCAAAUGCAACUCAUUAAAGCGCGUCAUAUUCAACAUGAAUUUUAUUCAUUGGGUACUAAGAUGUUGGCGUUAAUCAAUCAGGUGCUGGGCAGCACCAGGCACAGUCUCAUUGGUGGGAUGGGAUGGAGAGUUCCAAAACUCUUCAAUCAUAAAAAUACAUAGUGCUUCUUUUUUUCUUAGCCACUUCAAAAAUAUAAAACAGAAUUUGCAAAGCAUGCUAUAAUACAAGAAACUAAAUAAUGAGGCAGUAAAUUAAAUACA
Messenger RNA from Sinocyclocheilus rhinocerous, 1976 nucleotides. RefSeq names its product serpin peptidase inhibitor, clade A (alpha-1 antiproteinase, antitrypsin), member 10a (gene serpina10a). Gene Ontology annotation, biological process: blood coagulation. The record is from RefSeq and is a predicted model, not a curated record. Gene Ontology annotation, molecular function: serine-type endopeptidase inhibitor activity. The transcript is spliced from 5 exons. Lineage: Eukaryota; Metazoa; Chordata; Actinopteri; Cypriniformes; Cyprinidae. Bases 195 to 1370 code for a protein of 391 amino acids.